Messenger RNA from Setaria italica (foxtail millet), 762 nucleotides. RefSeq lists its product as uncharacterized. The record is from RefSeq and is a predicted model, not a curated record. Lineage: Eukaryota; Viridiplantae; Streptophyta; Magnoliopsida; Poales; Poaceae. The coding region runs from base 1 to 762 and encodes 253 amino acids. The transcript has 2 exons.
AUGGCAACCACGACCACCGCCGCCGCGCUGAGCAUGAAGCUCCUCAUCGACCGGAAGGCGCAGCGGGUGCUGUUCGCGGAGACGAGCAAGGAGGUCGUCGACUUCCUCUUCUCCCUCCUCGCCCUCCCCGUCGCCACGGUGGUGAAGCUGGUGGGGAAGGAAGCCAUGGUGGGCUGCGUCGGCAACCUCUACGCCAGCGUCGACAAGCUCGACUCCACCUACUUCCAGCCCGGCGCCGCCAAGGACGCGCUCCUCUACCCCACCGUGCUUUCGUCGGCGGCAAGCGCCACCCUCCUCCGCCUGCCGGCGGCGCCGCCGUCCCCCGGGCAGCCGAAGACCUCGUACAGAUGCACGAACACCUACAACAGCAACUGCCGCACCUACAUCGCUGACACGCACGGCAAGGCGUGCCCGACCUGCGGCAUCCAGAUGACGACGGCAGCGCAGUAUCUCCAGUCGACGGGGCCCGACGGCUCCGGCCAGGCGGUGCCGAAGCCCGAGCAAUCGAAAGGUUUCGUGCAGGGCAUCGUGACGUACACGGUGCUGGACAACCUGACGGUGACGCCCAUGUCCACCAUCUCUGGCAUCACCAUGCUCAACACCUUUGCGGUUACGGACCUCGGCGAUCUCCAGGAGAAGACUGUCAAGCUCGGCUACAACGAGGGCUUGGCGAUCCUCAAGGCGUCGCUGCAGUCCAAGACCGUCCUCACCGACGUCUUCCUCACCAGCAACAAGAAGUCCUCCGCCCGCGGUCGUGCUUGA